Molecule: messenger RNA, 2285 nt
Organism: Micropterus dolomieu (smallmouth bass)
Lineage: Eukaryota; Metazoa; Chordata; Actinopteri; Centrarchiformes; Centrarchidae
Product: rho GTPase-activating protein gacV-like
Exons: 3
Coding region: 294-548 (84 amino acids)
Source: RefSeq, a predicted model, not a curated record
UUCUGUUUGUCAAACAUUUGCCUGAUGAAGGUCCAGGAUUUAUCUUUCAAUAUUUGCACUGGCAUGUUUGGAGCCUUCUUUUCUCCAGAUUUUGACUGUUGUGGCCUUCUUGCCCUGAAGCAUUUUGAGUGUGUUGAUCAAAAAUAUUCACCUCAAUUCAAUGUGCCUGGAAACAAAAGAGCAAGAACCAUUUGAGAUGCUUCUAGACACUGAGGAUAGAGCACAAAGAAGGAGAAAGAGGAAGACAAAGAGAGGAUAACUUGUCACAGGAAAGACUGAAAGGGAUAAUAGUGAUGGCCGAGGCACCUGAGCAGCAGCAGCAGCAGCAGCAGCAGGAGGAGGAGGAAGAGGAGCAGCCGAGCAAUGUGGAGGCGACGGAGGCUGAUGAAGGAUCUGAAGAACCAAAGGAGAGUGUCCAGACGACCCCGAACAGACCUCUGCUGUCCAUGAGGUCCAUCAGCACUGUGGACCCAGAUGACGACUCCCCAAACAUGAUUGUCUACAGAAAGACAUCGCACCAACCGGAUGAUCAAGUUGAACCUUCAUAGACACAUUUCCUCAAUGGUGAGCUGAAAGAAACAACCAGUUCCAGCACGUACAAGUGAGUUGUUGACUACUGAGUACAUUUUUGUGUUUCUCAUGUGCAUUCGCUCUAUGCCUGCAAUGGCUGUUGUGCCUUUCCUACAAGUGAUCCUGAAUUCGUGUCUUUCUUGAGUUCUUAAGAGUUGGACAACAGAAUAUUGUGGGAAGGACAAAAAUCAAACUCAUUCACUUGUUUUUGUCUCACGUGGGGAGUUUUUAUAGGCUAUUAGUCAUUCCUCAAAGGCUUUGCCUAACCUUAACCAUAACUGUGACACUCCUAACCUUACCCCUUACCUUUACCUAAACUUAAAACUAACCUUAAAACCAACAAUUGGCCUAGAAUGCAAGCGUUAACCUUGUGGGGACGAGCUUCGUGAAAUUUUUCUGAUGUAUGCCCUAGCCACUAACCUUAAAAAUCACAGCUACACGCGUAACUCCAACACUACCCCCAACCUUAAAAUAAACCUCACCGUAACCCUAUAGCCUCUUAAUUCUUAAACAACCCUUUAAAGUAAGUAAGGCUUGAAAGUCCCCAUUUUCCAAUAAUGUCCUCAAGACAAACACACACAGAGGAAAACUGUUAUCUUGUAGUUUUACAAUGCUAUAUUUGCUUUUGAAAUAUACCACAAGUGUACAAACACACAGACACAUAAUGAAGGUAACAGUUUUAAGUGUCACAUGUGGACAUUCUCUGUUAUGACAUAUACAGUAUAUCAUUUUAGUUCAUUGUUUUACUGAUGUAGCCUUAAUCAAUAAAUUUGGUGUAUUGAUUUCAGCUUUAUGAGUGUGUAUCUGAAACACUGUCACCUUUUUUACUGUACAAUUUUAUUAACUAGACUAAAUAAUUUUAUUGUGGUGUCAAAGGAUUAAAGAGAAUGUUUUAACCUUGCUUUGGCAUUUCAACGCUGAAAAGAAAUAAUGAAUGCAAAAGGAACAUUUUAAUAUAUUGAUAACGGGUACAAGAUAUACAGGAUGCGAAUGAUGAACUCAAUAUCUACAGUAACGUAUAUCAGGCUUUGGAAAUGUGUAUCUGUUGAAAGAGACUGCUGGCGCAGCAGGAAAUGCAAGACACCAACAGCCACAGUGGCAUUUAGGGACCGAAAGAGUGUAAAAAGGAAAUUGGGUUGAGAGAGAGAGAAUGAAAGACAUGGAGAUAAACAGGAAGAGGGAGGGAAAAACAAUAAUGAAAAGUGUAAAGAAGUGUAGGAGAAAGUGAAGAAAGGGGUAGAGAUAAAUAGAGAUGUAGUAAAGGAUGAAGAGAAAAAGUUAACAACUUACUUACUUACACACCAGAGAAGAAAAAUGUUUUAAGGUCAUGAUUUACUAUGUUGAAUGCAUAGUAUCUGUUUUGUUUAAGCAUCAAUAAAUCAUCAAAUCAGACUAAUUUUGAGAAAGAAACAAAACCGUCCCUGGAGGAAAAAAAAAUACUGUGAGCUAUGUGGGUUGUGGCUUUGUGCAGGCUGCUGCAUUUUUGUGAAAUGUAGAAAGGAAGCAAAAGAUGUGAGGAGGCUUCAGUUUUCAACAGGCUUUUAGUUACCCAAAACAUUCAUCCAUGUGUGAGAGGAGGCACACAUUGUGGACAAGUUGCAUGCUACCUAAAUCACCAUUUUUGAUUAAUUAGAAUGAAUUCUUUUUUAUAUAAUAUAAUUUGCAUUUUUAUAAUAUUUGCAUGCUCUUUAUGCAACCAAAAUGUUUACACUGAG